GGGCAUCGUUGGUAGAGCGCUAGUGUAAACAGCCUGAGGAACCCGGUGGGCCGGGGAAGUGGGCGCGCUCUGUUCUCCGCGGCCAGCCGGGACGCCGGGCCAGGUGGGGCCGCCUGCGUUUAGCAACUGCUUUCUCACCCCCUGGAUUUGCGAUGUUUGCCACAGCAGCGAGAAGCGCCAUUGUAAUAGGGAUGGGAGGGGUGGAGCCUCCAAGUCCUGUCUCAAUUUAGAUCUCUCACUCUGCUGUUAGGCGCGCCCAUUUCAGAUUACUAAACUCGAAUUAAGAGGGAAAAAAAAAUCAGGGAGGAGGUGGCAAGCCACACCCCACGGUGCCCGCGAAUUUCCCCGGCAGCGGACUGUAGACCAGGCAGACGCCGUCGAGAUGCAGGGCCCGCCGCUCCUGACCGCCGCCCACCUCCUCUGCGUGUGCACCGCCGCGCUGGCCGUGGCCCCCGGGCCUCGGUUUCUGGUGACAGCUCCAGGGAUCAUCAGGCCCGGAGGAAAUGUGACUAUUGGGGUGGAGCUUCUGGAACACUGCCCCUCACAGGUGACUGUGAAGGCGGAGCUGCUCAAGACAGUAUCAAACCUCACUGUCUCUGUCCUGGAAGCAGAAGGAGUCUUUGAAAAAGGCUCUUUUAAGACACUUACUCUUCCAUCACUACCUCUGAACAGUGCAGAUGAGAUUUAUGAGCUACGUGUAACAGGACGUACCCAGGAUGAGAUUUUAUUCUCUAAUAGUACGCGCUUAUCAUUUGAGACCAAGAGAAUAUCUGUCUUCAUUCAAACAGACAAGGCCUUAUACAAGCCAAAGCAAGAAGUGAAGUUUCGCAUUGUUACACUUUUCUCAGAUUUCAAGCCUUACAAAACCUCUUUAAACAUUCUCAUUAAGGACCCCAAAUCAAAUUUGAUCCAACAGUGGUUGUCACAACAAAGUGAUCUUGGAGUCAUUUCCAAAACUUUUCAGCUAUCUUCCCAUCCAAUACUUGGUGACUGGUCUAUUCAAGUUCAAGUGAAUGACCAGACAUAUUAUCAAUCAUUUCAGGUUUCAGAAUAUGUGUUACCAAAAUUUGAAGUGACUUUGCAGACACCCUUAUAUUGUUCUAUGAAUUCUAAGCAUUUAAAUGGUACCAUCACGGCAAAGUAUACAUAUGGGAAGCCAGUGAAAGGAGACGUAACGCUUACGUUUUUACCUUUAUCCUUUUGGGGAAAGAAGAAAAAUAUUACAAAAACAUUUAAGAUAAAUGAAUCUGCAAACUUCUCUUUUAAUGAUGAAGAGAUGAAAAAUGUAAUGGAUUCUUCAAAUGGACUUUCUGAAUACCUGGAUCUAUCUUCCCCUGGACCAGUAGAAAUUUUAGCCACAGUGACAGAAUCAGUUACAGGUAUUUCAAGAAAUGCAAGCACUAAUGUGUUCUUCAAGCAACAUGAUUACAUCCUUGAGUUUUUUGAUUAUACUACUGUCUUGAAGCCAUCUCUCAACUUCACAGCCACUGUGAAGGUAACUCGUGCUGAUGGCAACCAACUGACUCUUGAAGAAAGAAGAAAUAAUGUAGUUAUAACAGUGACACAGAGAAACUAUACUGAGUACUGGAGUGGAUCUAACAGUGGAAAUCAGAAAAUGGAAGCUGUUCAGAAAAUAAAUUAUACUGUCCCCCAAAGUGGAACUUUUAAGAUUGAAUUCCCAAUCCUGGAGGAUUCCCGUGAGCUACAGUUGAAGGCCUAUUUCCUUGGUAGUAAAAGUAGCAUGGCAGUUCAUAGUCUGUUUAAGUCUCCUAGUAAGACAUACAUCCAACUAAAAACAAGAGAUGAAAAUAUAAAGGUGGGAUCGCCUUUUGAGUUGGUGGUUAGCGGCAACAAACGAUUGAAGGAGUUAAGCUAUAUGAUAGUAUCCAGGGGACAGUUGGUGGCUGUAGGAAAACAAAAUUCAACAAUGUUCUCUUUAAUACCAGAAAAUUCUUGGACUCCAAAAGCCUGUGUAAUUGUGUAUUAUAUUGAAGAUGAUGGGGAAAUUAUAAGUGAUGUUCUAAAAAUUCCUGUUCAGCUUGUUUUUAAAAAUAAGAUAAACCUAUAUUGGAGUAAAGUGAAAGCUGAACCAUCUGAGAAAGUCUCGCUUAGGAUCUCUGUGACACAGCCUGACUCCAUAGUUGGGAUUGUAGCUGUUGACAAAAGUGUGAAUCUGAUGAAUGCCUCUAAUGAUAUUACAAUGGAAAAUGUGGUCCAUGAGUUGGAACUUUAUAACACAGGAUAUUAUUUAGGCAUGUUCAUGAAUUCUUUUGCAGUCUUUCAGGAAUGUGGACUCUGGGUAUUGACAGAUGCAAACCUCAUGAAGGAUUAUAUUGAUGGUGUUUAUGACAAUGCAGAAUAUGCUGAGAGGUUUAUGGAGGAAAAUGAAGGACAUAUAGUAGAUAUUCAUGACUUUUCUUUGGGUAGCAGUCCACAUGUCCGAAAGCAUUUUCCAGAGACUUGGAUUUGGCUAGACACCAACAUGGGUUCCAGGAUUUACCAAGAAUUUGAAGUAACUGUACCUGAUUCUAUCACUUCUUGGGUGGCUACUGGUUUUGUGAUCUCUGAGGACCUGGGUCUUGGACUAACAACUACUCCAGUGGAGCUCCAAGCCUUCCAACCAUUUUUCGUUUUUUUGAAUCUUCCCUACUCUGUUAUCAGAGGUGAAGAAUUUGCUUUGGAAAUAACUAUAUUCAAUUAUUUGAAAGAUGCCACUGAGGUUAAGGUAAUCAUUGAGAAAAGUGACAAAUUUGAUAUUCUAAUGACUUCAAGUGAAAUAAAUGUCACAGGCCACCAGCAGACCAUUCUGGUUCCCAGUGAGGAUGGGGCAACUGUUCUUUUUCCCAUCAGGCCAACACAUCUGGGAGAAAUUCCUAUCACAGUCACAGCUCUUUCACCCACUGCUUCUGAUGCUAUCACCCAGAUGAUUUUAGUAAAGGCUGAAGGAAUAGAAAAAUCAUAUUCACAAUCCAUCUUAUUAGACUUGACUGACAAUAGGCUACAGAGUACCCUGAAAACUUUGAGUUUCUCAUUUCCUCCUAAUACAGUGACUGGCAGUGAAAGAGUUCAGAUCACCGCAAUUGGAGAUGUUCUUGGUCCUUCCAUCAAUGGCUUAGCCUCAUUGAUUCGGAUGCCUUAUGGCUGUGGUGAACAGAACAUGAUAAAUUUUGCUCCAAAUAUUUACAUUUUGGAUUAUCUGACUAAAAAGAAACAACUGACAGAUAAUUUGAAAGAAAAAGCUCUUUCAUUUAUGAGGCAAGGUUACCAGAGAGAACUUCUCUAUCAGAGGGAAGAUGGCUCUUUCAGUGCUUUUGGGAAUUAUGACCCUUCUGGGAGCACUUGGUUGUCAGCUUUUGUUUUAAGAUGUUUCCUUGAAGCCGAUCCUUACAUAGAUAUUGAUCAGAAUGUGUUACACAGAACAUACACUUGGCUUAAAGGACAUCAGAAAUCCAACGGUGAAUUUUGGGAGCCAGGAAGAGUGAUUCAUAGUGAGCUUCAAGGUGGCAAUAAAAGUCCAGGAACACUUACAGCCUAUAUUGUAACUUCUCUCCUGGGAUAUAGAAAGUAUCAGCCUAACAUUGAUGUGCAAGAGUCUAUCCAUUUUUUGGAGUCUGAAUUCAGUAAAGGAAUUUCAGACAAUUAUACUCUAGCCCUUAUAACUUAUGCAUUGUCAUCAGUGGGGAGUCCUAAAGCGAAGGAAGCUUUGAAUAUGCUGACUUGGAGAGCAGAACAAGAAGGAGGCAUGCAAUUCUGGGUGUCAUCACAGUCCAAACUUUCUGACUCCUGGCAGCCACGAUCCCUGGAUAUUGAAGUUGCAGCCUAUGCACUGCUCUCACACUUCUUACAAUUUCAGACUUCUGAGGGAAUCCCAAUUAUGAGGUGGCUAAGCAGGCAAAGAAAUAGCUUGGGUGGUUUUGCAUCUACUCAGGAUACCACUGUGGCUUUAAAGGCUCUGUCUGAAUUUGCAGCUCUAAUGAAUACAGAAAGGACAAAUAUCCAAGUGACCGUGACGGGGCCUAGCUCACCAAGUCCUGUAAAGUUUCUGAUUGACACACACAACCGCUUACUCCUUCAGACAGCAGAGCUUGCUGUGGUACAGCCAACUGCAGUUAAUAUUUCUGCAAAUGGUUUUGGAUUUGCUAUUUGUCAGCUCAAUGUUGUAUAUAAUGCGAAGGCUUCUGGGUCAUCUAGAAGACGAAGAUCUAUCCAAAAUCAAGAAGCCUUUGAUUUAGAUGUUGCUGUAAAAGAAAAUAAAGAUGAUCUCAACCAUGUGGAUUUGAAUGUGUGUACAAGCUUUUCAGGCCCAGCUAGGAGUGGCAUGGCUCUUAUGGAAGUUAACCUACUAAGUGGCUUUAUGGUGCCUUCAGACGCAAUUCCUCUGAGUGAGACAGUGAAGAAAGUGGAAUACGAUCAUGGAAAACUCAACCUCUAUUUAGAUUCUGUAAACGAAACCCAGUUUUGUGUUAAUAUUCCUGCUGUGAGAAACUUUAAAGUUUCAAAUACCCAAGAUGCUUCAGUGUCCAUAGUGGAUUACUAUGAACCAAUUUUUUGGUCCUUUAGGGGGAAGGCCAAACCCUUAGGACCGGAGGCUGGAGAUCUUGAAGGAGCCGGGGUCCCUAAUGACUAUGGAGCCACCAUGAACCACCUACCUUUGGAUUUCUUCUGCAACCUCCCGGAAGCCUCUCUGGUGUACCUGACUCCACUCCUGCGCAGUUACCAUCUCUACUUCUGGACACUCUAGCCCUCCUGGAUCCUGUUUGGUCUCUCCCUUGUCACCAAGUGCACCAUAGACACUGCUUCCAUGGCCUGAACUAUCUUUCCAUUUGCCUGUAUCACACUGAAGCUGAAGAAGUCCCAACUCCCCUGCGAAGCCUUCUCAGAUUUUAUGUUCUUUCUUAAUGUAUUUACUCCAGGGAACCCAAUGGAACCAAUUGUUUAACAACUGCUACAUUCUACUGUAAGUCAUUGUUUCAAGUAUAUUUCUUGCUCAACAAUUGUAUUGAUGGCUUCUUUUAGAAACAAAAUAUACAAUAAAUGAUGAGGAAUAUUGCUGUUAUCAAAAGUAACAUUUUAGAAUAAUGACAAAUAUUAUCCACUUAAAUAAUUUAUGGCUUCCAAUUGCUUUAUCAUUUUUGGUUAAAGCUGAUGGAGUUUUUUUCCUAAAAUUAUGAUUUUAAAAUAAUUUUACUUUUAAGUGCAUUACGUACAUAUAUUAGGUUGGUGCAAAAUUGCAGUUUUUGCCAUUACUUUUAACGUAUAUUAACUGCAAUUACUUUUGUACCAACCUAUACUUAGUUAAUGACAUACUUUUAUUUGAAGAGUAAGUCACUUAAAAAAAUACAAAGAUGUUACAUAUAUUGCUUUAGUGCUAGUGAAUACUUCUUUUUUCAUAUUUUGGAAAGGAGAGUUUACGGUUAAUGGAGAUGUUUCAUGGAAAUAUUUAAAACUAGUCGUGUUUACACAUGAAUUAAAUUCCUUUUCUCUUCAGUAUAAACAUUUUUGCAGAACAGAGUAUUCUGUGCUGGGAAAUUCCUUUCUGUUUUACCUAUACUGUGUUGAACUUAGGCAAGCACAUAGCAUAUGCUAUAUUAAAUCAGAAUAGACCUACUUAUUUUGAUUAAUAAUGACUUCUUGAGCCAUCUAUUAUUUCUUCAUUGAAGAAUAACAAGGUUACUGUGGGACUUUAUUUUUUAGCUCUAAAUAGAACUAUAUUCAACUAAGGGCAA
Messenger RNA from Pongo pygmaeus (Bornean orangutan), 5726 nucleotides. RefSeq names its product CD109 molecule (gene CD109). Gene Ontology annotation, cellular component: extracellular region. Gene Ontology annotation, molecular function: endopeptidase inhibitor activity. The record is from RefSeq and is a predicted model, not a curated record. NCBI's taxonomy places the organism in Eukaryota, Metazoa, Chordata, Mammalia, Primates, Hominidae. The coding region runs from base 383 to 4741 and encodes 1452 amino acids. The transcript has 34 exons.